AAUUAUUUGAAUUCAAUAAAAGAAAACUAAUGAAAAUGAUUCGUAAAAUGGAAAGAAAUAAAAAAGUUAUUGGGAAAAAUCGUUUAGUAAAGGUUUUUAAGUUCCAGCAGAUGUCUUUUUAACACAAUUUUGGAACAUUUUUCAAUUUCCCAAUCGAAUUCCACGGCACUCACAUUUGUUCCGACUUUUAAUUACUUUUUACUCCGAUGGUAGCUGCGGAAAAUUUGUCAGACAAAUAAUUUUCAAUAACAUAUUUCAGUUUGAAUUCAAAUCUAAAUAAUACAAAAGAGAAUAUGGUUUACAAAACUACUAAACUAUUGCGCCGACGUUUUAAAAGUCCCUGUUCAAAAGAGCCUUCAAAGAAACGGCUACUGAAUGCAGGAACAAAUAUCGAACAGAAACCCUGGACACCAACUCAGCGUAAAGGAAAAAGUCACCCCCAGCAAUUGAUUGGAAAGCCAUCCUAUAAAGCCGUACCACCGCUAUUGGGUCCUCAUAUUGUCGAUUCCAAAAAGAAAUCUGCUCCGGCCUAUUCCAUAAGUCGCAAGACUAAACGGCGUCAUUUACACAUUGAAGAUGGUCCAGCAAAAUAUAAUAUUGCAGGCAUAUACAAUAAAGGUGUCCACAGACCACCGGCAUUUUCGUUGAAAUUUCGUCCCAAUGACCUAAAGAAAUGGUCGCCACCAGAACCGGGACGUUAUGACAUUCAGGCAGCCAUAACUGCAACUAUUAAAAGUGUGCCAUCAUACUCUUUUGGUAAGAGACCAAAAGCACUGAAAUCUUUGCCAACACCGGCUCCCAAUGUCUAUAAUCUACCCACCACACUUGGUACAGCCAAAGAAAGUCAAAUAAAGGCAGCACCGGCCUUCUCGCUAAUUGGUCGCGAUAAACCAAGACAAAUUCCUGCCUUUGUCUUACCCGGCCCGGGCCAAUAUGAAGAUAAUAGUAAGCAUUUUCGAAAAUCACCACCAAAAUUUAGCAUGCACAUAAAGCACAAACCAAUAAGCGAUGAACAUAUGAAACCGGGUCCAGGAGCCUACUGUCCUGAAAAUUACAACAAACACAAAUCGGUGCCAGCUCCUUCCUUUUCAAUACGACACACACCUCAUUUAGGUGAGAAGAAAACCUAUUUGAUUCCGCAACGAAGUUCAGUAUCUUCAAAACCAGAAUGGGUGCUAUAAAUUGUUGCAAGGUAUGAAAUUUAUUUUUAUUGGAAAAUUUGAAGUAGAUUUAAGAUAGAUGCGAUUACAUAUUUUGAAAAUAUUUAGUUAAAUAUAAUUCAAAAAUUGUUUUACUAAUAUCUUUGUAUAACCUCAUAUUCUAUUUUGGAUAUUUCUAAAUGAGUAAUAAACGAUUUAAUCUAUCAACAUCUAAUGAAGACCCCUUAUAGAAAACACGUUUUCAGUGCAGGGUUUAGUCAUAACUUCCCCCAUAAAUCAAAACAUCAAUUUUGUAGGCUUUUUAUUUAAUUUUUUUUAUUGAAAAUGUUAACUUUUAUUACAUUAAUUGAGUGUUUUAUGUUCGUUAUGUCAGUAUCAUUUUUGUUUUUUUUCCUUUUUCUUAAAUUUAUAUAUAGCCACAAAUUUUUAUAAUUAUUCGGUUAGAAGACACAAUUUGUGUAAUUAGUAUAAUACAAAAUUUACAUUUUUUUUCAAAACA
Messenger RNA from Musca domestica (house fly), 1659 nucleotides. Its product is annotated as outer dense fiber protein 3-like. The coding region runs from base 294 to 1181 and encodes 295 amino acids. The transcript has 4 exons. Lineage: Eukaryota; Metazoa; Arthropoda; Insecta; Diptera; Muscidae. Gene Ontology annotation, cellular component: cytoskeleton. The record is from RefSeq and is a predicted model, not a curated record.